Messenger RNA from Dunckerocampus dactyliophorus (ringed pipefish), 19415 nucleotides. RefSeq names its product protein mono-ADP-ribosyltransferase PARP4-like. Gene Ontology annotation, molecular function: NAD+ poly-ADP-ribosyltransferase activity. The coding region runs from base 4550 to 9322 and encodes 1590 amino acids. Lineage: Eukaryota; Metazoa; Chordata; Actinopteri; Syngnathiformes; Syngnathidae. The transcript has 28 exons. The record is from RefSeq and is a predicted model, not a curated record.
CAUGCACAAACGUCCAAAACAGAUAAGCCUACAUCGUGAUGAAUAUUGCCGCCGUGUCACAAAACAGCACACCCAAAGAGGCUUUUUAUUUUGCCUCCUCAAUUUUGUGGCGCUUUUGAAGCGAGUCGAAAAAACGCUUUGAUGAACUUGCUAAAAUACCCUCGAGCUUGUUUUUUUUUUUUUAGUUGUUGCUGCUUUUGAGCAUUUUAAACGCUCACAGCUUUCACGUGGCAAAGAAUAUGCUCGUUGAAAUGUUUUGAUUUCGCUGUCUUCGUAAUGAUUCAGGUGUAAUUGUUAACAUUGCUCUUGCUGUCACUUAUUAGAGGUCAAAUUCAGAGGCAAAAAAGACAACGUGAGAUCACCUCAAAAUAGCAAAAUAACAGGAGGGAAGAUGGUUCUGUUUGCUCCCCCUUCCAUCAUUAAGCCACAGGAUGGAGAAUCAAAUUAGACCUGGCGCUAAAGAUAACGCAACACUGACAUUAUAGACUGCCAAAGAAGGUGAUGCGGGGUUGCCAUGGGAACAACAAAUGCUACUGUCUUUGUGGCAGGCAUGUCCAAACAUUUACUGAGAACUCAAAGGAUGCGGCGGCCUGUGUGAUAUGUUUUCAUUUGUAAACAGGCUGAAAUGAAUCCACCAUGAAUAUGCAAAGAUGAUUUAUUUUGACUUAUUAAUGGUAUUUCAUUUAUUUUUUAUUGUAUUGUAUUUUUUUGUAUUGUAUUAUUCCCUUUAUGUCAUUGUGGAACCGCUACCGUGCUACGCCUUCUGUGGAUUUUCUGUGAAUUUUAUAUUAUGCGAAUAGAAUGACAAAGAUUUCAAUUUUGAACCUUGCAAAAAAAAUUUCUCUUUACAGUGUUCCCUCGUUUAUCGCCGGAGAUAGGUUCCCAAAAUAACCUGCGAUAAGUGAAAUCCGCAAAGUAGCCAACUUAAUGUUUUUACAAUGAUUAUAUAUGUUUUAAAGCUAUAAAACCCCUCACCAUCCACUUUAUACACUUUUCCCAGACAGGCAUGAACAUUUUAUCACAUUUCUCUCUUGUUUAAACACUCUCAAAAUUGAAAUUUUCUUUAAUUUUAAUGAUCAACCUACUAGGUUGGACACAAGAAAUUAAGUGACUCACACGUAUUUCACUCCCUGACCGCGCCUCCUGGCACCGUUCAGCUGUAGCGUUUUUGUGUCCUUGUUAAAACAUAUCACUCCUGUCAUCAUAUAUCAUAUUUUACUCCUUCUUAUCGUCCUCUAUGAACUGAAGAUUCAUUUACAGUAUUCCGUUAUGGCGCCGUACACCGCAGAAUUUCUACCUUCCUUCAGCAUGUCUAGAAGUCCGACUUUUUUGUGGCUUCCCCUGCUAUUUGGGGACAGAACGUUUCGUCGACAUUGUGGGUUUUGUCAGGGACAAAACCACACAGCAUUCAGAGUCACAGGUUAGCUUCUUUUGUUUCUUCUAUUGUUUUCAAUAUUGGCGGUUAGCAAGCAGCUCACAUGGUUAGCAAGUUUGCUCGCCAUGACCACAAAAAGAGACGCCACAAAGGAGAUUGAAUGACAAUGGUCUACAACCAAUGAGGACGCAGAAGACAAUGGGCGGUACACAGAGAAGAAAGGGAAGAGCAAUUUUUUUAGUGUUUAUUGAGGAGUAUUUUUUAGGGCUCUCAAUUGAUUACAUUAUUUAAUCGUGAUUGAUCAAAUUUUGUCCAUAGUUAACUUAUAAUUAAUGACAGAUAGAAAUACAUUUUUUAAUCUAUAAUAAGUAGGGAUGCCAAUUUCUUGGUAAACGAUUCAAUAACUACCGUAUUUUCACAUAAGGCGCACCGUAUUAAAAGGCGCAGUCUCAGUUACAGGUGCUAUUUCUGUAUUUAACAUGUACAUAAGGUGCACCGUAUUAUUGGCCGCAGGUAUGCACGCUAAAACAGACCGUGUCGCUCAGAAGUCAGUGAGGAAGCGACAGUGCUUUAUUUCUUUGGACACAUUAAGAGCAGAAAUCUCAUUCAUUUUAUCAAAACCACUUGAAAUCAGGAUGGUCAUCAUUCAACACAACAGUCUCAGUCAUGGUGCACAACUAAAAACAUCACACAGCAACGCAAAAACAGACAAGACACUACCGCUAUUUGUGCAGAACAAUAACUAACAACUAUGUAGCUCAUACAUGUAACUUUAAGAGCAUUUGCACCAAAACACUACGCAAAGCACGCUGGGGAACAGGAAGUGCUCCCAGCGACGCUAUAAUACGCUAGCAUGCAUGCUAUCGUAUGUUUUUAAAAAGGCAGCGGGAGCAAAACUGAGUUGGGUUGUACUUUAUUGAAGUAUUUAACAAUGUACUCACGUUAUUUUUGAUCAAUCCUCAUCCACAAAUCCAUUAAAGUCCUCAUCUUCUGUAUCCCAAAUAAAUAGUGGGGCAAGUUCUCCAUCAAACACGCCAGGUUCCCUCUCGUCAUUGUCAGUCAGAGUCGGUCUUGUUGCCGUGCGGCACUUCAGAAAUGAUGCCGGUUUUUGUGAAAGCUCGAACAACACUGCAUCAGAAGCACUGCCUCCGAGUCUUAGUGAAGCUUUGUUUGCUAGCUGUCAUCCAUCGCUCCCACGCCGCUAGCAAAUUCACUUUAAACGGCGUGUUUACACUGAUGUCCAGCGGUUGGAGUUCCUUCGUCAAGCCUCCUGGAAUGAUGGCAAGCUCCGAGUUAAUUUGCUGCACUUGGUUUUUCACAGCGGCUGUGAAUUGGGCGCGCAUGGAGUCAGAUCAACAAGGACGGUGACACGUGUGAAAAAAACAUCCGGUCUCUUUCCGUACAUGUCACUCAGUCACUCAGCCAUUUUCUCCUCGUCCUUCCAGCCCCUUUGAUUGGUCCGGCUGGAAACUUUUCUUUAGGCAACGUCUUCCUCUUAAAAAUCACCACAGAUGGCAGUUUCCGUCCAUUACUAUGGCAACCAAGCACAACAGUAAAAGCCGACUUCUCAUGUCCCGUUGUGUGUAUCGCUACCUUCUCUCCUCUACAGUGUGGUUCACCGGGAUGUCGAAAGUGAGCAGCAUGUCGUCCAUGUUGGUGAUGUAGUUGGGCUGGAUGUGUUUUUCUGCAAUGUUUUUACUGCAGCAGGAGUGGAAGAUGGCCAGCUUUCCUUGUAAUCCGCUGGAUGUUGCUGUGCCACGGUAAUCCUUGUCCGGAUGGAUAGAUGGCGCGUUUCAUAAAAUAUACUUAUGUAACUACUGGGGGCGUGCGUCCUCAGUCACGUCCACCUUUCCUGUAUAUAAGCAGCGUGUCGGCAGGAGACGCUCUAAGUCAGUCGAGUGGCGCGCUCAUAAAAGUCACACAGCAACACUCACAGAUUUUCGAACUCGGUACACACAUAAGGCGCACCACAUUAUAAGGCGCCCCGUCCAUUUUGGACAAAAUGUAAGACUUUUAAGUGCAUCUUAAGGUCGUGAAAAUACGGUACAUUAAAAAUAAAAAUAAUGUAAAGGGAUAUCAAUUUUGGAAAUACGGGCCAUUAUUUUAUUCAAAAAAUAAUAUAGAGUUAGAAAUCCCCCAGUUUUUGCAUGUUUAAUGCGAGCAUCAAUUUGUCCCACUUAGUUUGACAGUCCUUGAACGCACCCUCUAUCUUUCUCCCACGCUGCACACUGCAUUCCCACUGUAUUUCUUUCACCUCAUAUUUGCUCCCAAAUUCUGAUACUAUGUGGGAAUGCAUAAUAAAUGGGAAUGCAUAAUAAAUAAGAUCAAUGAGAUGGCUAUACUGUACGUAUACUGUACGUAUGUUUUGCUGAUGUGUUGAAAAUUUGCCCUGGUGACUAGCUAGUGUGCUGCUACACAUCCGUUCUGGUCUUGAGCCAUGGUCACAUUGACACAAGCCUCCAAAUAGCUGUCCUCGGCUACGCCUGUCAGUAAAUAGCGGCUCAUAACCCUCAUUUUAGCUCGCAGUUCAAAGCAAAAAAUCAGCUGAGAGAAGCCUUGCAUCUCGUUAGUGGGGGCACUCAUAUGCCAAGAUACCACUGCAUAAAUGACAAUACAGCAAGUACCUGCAAUGCUCCAGUAACUUCUCGCUUCUCUCUGACAGGCGACGUACACCGUGACAACUCAAAUCACAGCGACGGCAGAUACAAAUGACUUUGGUCUUGUUGCGAGAGCCAUCUGCCAGGGCUUUGAAGCUAAACUUACCAAUGAAAAUACCCUUUUCUUUCUCCAUUUCUGCUCAAUAUUUGCUCCCGCCUGUGGCUCCGCUGCUUUUCCUCAAACUGCGGUGUGGGCCGAGGGUCAAACAGGAUGUGUGCACGUUAAUCGCGUGUCAAAAAAAAUUGUCCCGUUGAUGGAAACAUCCGUGAACACGUUAACUAUGACAGCCCUAGAAUUUUUUUUUAAUGUGGCGUGACCAAUAAAAACUGUGCCGCUGUCCAAGUAAUUAUGAUAUUGUUAUUUUAAGGCCAAAUUCCAACCCAGGCCAAUCCAACUUUAUCUGUAAAGCACUUUGAAACAACCAGUGCUGUACAGAAUAAUAAAUAAAAGACAUAGUAAAUAAGAUGGAUAAAAGUAACAGCCAAAAUAAAAUACAGUAAAAACAGAAACAGUUAAAUGAGUCAAAAUAGUAUUACUACAAUUAUAGGCGUGAAAAGAUACUACCCUAUAAAUCUUAACAAGUACAGUACUUAUCUCAUGAAUAUGGUGUCAUUUAGUUGCUAUGGAAACAUCAGACACGCACAGCACACAUCCACACUGUUCCUCCUUGACCAGUUAAUCCGAGACAUCCUGAACGUGAGCGAGAUGACCCUGAGGAGCCCCACCCCUUCCAGCGUGGGAAAGUUCCGCGCCCUGCGUUGCAGCAUCGAAGCGGUGGACCACGGCGGCCCAGAGUCUCGCGCUGUGGCGUCUCUGCUGCGGGACAGCGCCGUGCAGAUACAUCAGGUGCUGCGAGUCAGCAGAGCCGUGGAGCUUCAGACUUUUAAAGGCCAGCUCGGCAACAUCAAGUCCCUCCUCCACUCCUCCAGUGCCAGUAACUUUGUCGGAAUUCUGUCAAGGGGUCUGCUGCUGCCUUAUGUUGGAGUGGAGCACCACGGCAUUGACAGAACAGACGCUGGCAGCCUUGGAAGUGGUAUCUACUUCAGCGAUAGCAUGAGCACUUGUCUCAAGUACGCCAAGCCCAGCGCCACAGACGGCUCUCGGCUGCUCAUGGUGUGCGACGUGGCCCUGGGGGAUUGCAUGGAGCUCCACCGGAAAGACCCCACACUGACUCGGGCCCCCGAGGGACACGACAGUGUGCGUGCCGUCCGCCGCACUUCCUUCAUUCAGUCAGAGUUUGAGGAUGAUGAGUACGUGGUGUACAGGCCUGAGCAGGUCCAGCUGAGAUAUGUGGUACGCUUCAGCGUGGAUGGAGACCAAGUGAAGGGGUUCAGUCCCGCUAUCGACACGUCGACUGAGACUCGCCUGCUCCCGACUGUCUCAGAGGUGCUUGGUUCUAAUGUUGGGAUAGAAGGCAUGCGGAACCCACUGGAGGAUGUGACUGCAGGACUGCUGGACAGCUCGGGGCAGCAGCUCCCCCUGCAGGCCGUCCAUGUGAAGUGCAAAUUGGUGGAUCUGCUCUCCCAGGUGAUUAUCUUCCAAAAGUACACCAAUCACAGCACGGCGCCCAUUGAGGCAAAGUAUGUCUUCCCGUUGGAGGACUCGGCAGCAGUGUGUGCCUUUGAAGCCUUCAUCAAUGGGAAGCAUGUGGUGGCACAGGUGAAGGAGAAAGAGCAGGCUCGCAGGGAGUACAAGCAGGCCAUCGAGAAGGGUCACGGAGCCUACCUCAUGGACCAGGACGCUCCUGACGUCUUCACCAUCAGUGUAGGAAACCUGCCGGCGGGUGCCACCGUGCUCAUUAAAGUGACCUUUGUGUCCGAGCUCAUCGUCAAGGACGGCGCCGUGCUCUUCUCCCUGCCCGGGAGUGUUGCGCCGUGGCGGGAAAGUGCAGCGCUCAAUCAGACCACACAGGUGACUGUGGACAAAGUGUGUGUAACUGAUGAAUCAGCAAGUACAAGGGAGUUCAGCCUGGACAUGUCCAUUGAGAUGCCUAAUGAGAUUGGCAGCCUGUCUUGCAUCACGCACAAAGUCAAGAUGAAGAGGACCGACUGCAGGGCGGUGGUGAGCGUGCUGCCGGGGCAAGUCAUGGGUCCGGAUGGCUUCCAGCUGUCAAUCACUCUGUCUGAGGUUCAUCUGCCCAGGAUGUGGGUGGAAAAACACCCUGACAAGGACAGCCAGGCUUGCAUGCUAGUUUUCUACCCAAACUUUGAUGUCAAACCCAGCUCCAGAUCUGAUGAAGUUGUCAUUUUGCUGGACACGUCCGAAUCCAUGCGGGGAGAACCCUUACGCUGGUCCCGGGUGAUCGCCCUGCACAUCAUCAAAACCCUCCAGCUUAACUUCAAAGUCAACAUCGUCUUGUUUAACACCGAUUACACGCAAGCUUUCGUGACAGCACUGCCGCUCCACGAAGCUCGACAGGCAGCAGAGGAGUUCAUCCAUGCUGUCUUGCCAGUGGGGGGCAGCACUGAGCUUUGGCGGCCCCUGCGAGCGCUCAGCCUGCUGCCUCCGUCGCGCGGCAUCCGCAACCUGCUCCUGCUGUCUGACGGCCACCUCCAAGAUGCGCAGGUCACCUUGCAGCUGCUCAGGGACAACGUGCAACACAGCCGCCUCUUCACGUGCGGCCUCAGCCCGACAGCCAAUCAGCACAUGCUGAGAGCCCUGGCUCAGGCCGGGGGCGGAGCCUAUGAAUAUUUUGACACCAAAAGCAAGCACAAGUGGACGGAGAAGGUGGCGUGCCAGUUGCGGCGCAUGGCGUCUCCUGGCUGCAGGUCCGUGUCGGUGAAGUGGCAUCAGUUCAGCUUGUCGGCGCCCCCUCCUGUGCAAGCUCCCAAACAGCUCCACGCACUCUUCAACGACUGCCACACGCUGGUCUAUGGCUUUGUGCCGCACUGCACACAGGCCACCCUGCUGGGCGAGCUGAGCGGCCAGGAGCUGAGAACCGUGGUGUCAACUAGCGAACUGCAGACGACCAGUGGCACGUUUCUUCACAAGCUGACAGCGAGGGCUCUCAUCAGAGACUACGAGGACGGCAGCUUGGAUUGCAACCAAGUCGAACAUGAGGGGAAGAAAACCCAGCUGAAAUCUUUCAUCGUUGACUUAAGCAAGGAGUACUCCAUUCUGUCUCAGUUCACCAGCUUUGUGGCCGUUGAAGAAAGGGAACCGGGUCAAGCAGAGAAGGCCUUCACAGACAUCCCCAAGUUGUUGGCCGAAGAAGACGUGGACUUUCUGCCCUACAUCAGCUGGACGUCUCAUCAGAGCAGCGUGGAAGAGGAAGAAAAGGAUAGCGACGGUUCACAGUCUGGAUCAGACGCUCUCGUUUGCGAGUUGUCUCCCCAGUAUGAACCCACGAGCCCCUCUUCUUCUCUGUCAUCCCCACAAAUGUCGCCAGUCUAUUCACUGACGGCUCGUAGGAGGUUGAAGAGGGCUGCGAUGGAGAGAGAGGCAGCUGUUGUGAUGAUGGAUGCGGAGUCCAGCGGGACAGAGACGGAGGAGGAGGAGGGCGAGGAAGCCGCUGUCCUGAUGAAGCAGGCGGAGUUCAUCGAGAUGGAGGAGGAGGCCGCCGUCCCGAUGGAGUACAUGGAGUCCAGGGAGACGGAGGAGGCCCCCGUCCUGACGAAGGAUGCAGAGUCCAAAGCGACGGAGGAGGAUGAGGAGGAUGCCAUAAUGGGCUUUGGAUUGUUUGACGACGAAGUAGCCCUCCCUGAAGCUUCAUUUUCCAGCGGAAGAACCAGGCACAGUAGCCUUGGUGGAUCAUUUGAUCUUGCUUCUCAUCCUCUUCCUCCUCCUGGAACCACAGAUCCAAAUGCAAAAAUAUUUCCUAAAUGUUUUGGCUUACCAAGUGCAAGUAUCCAGCAUGAUGGGUCAUCGGAUGCCUCUCCUCUUCUGCGUGGAACUCAAGAAGCUAACCAGUUUCAAUUCGGUAUGCCCCCUAAACCCCAACCCAUCCACCCAUCCCGUGACUCUCCUCCACUGCCUCCUCCUCUUCUUUGCGGAGUCCAUUCAUCCUCAGAUGCUCUUUCAGGACCUCCUCUGGCUCCUUUUCGUCGUAAAGCCAGACAUCCAAAUGUUAACCGACUUCAAUUUGGCAUACCACCUGUCCAUCCGUCCUUUGAUGCUCCUCCACUUCCUCCUCCUCCUCCUCCUCCUCCUCCUCCUCCUCCUGGAGCCACAGAUCCAAAUGUCAAGGAAUUACUUUUAAAUCUCGGAUCAGUUCCGCCCCCUCCGCUGCCACUUGGCCAUGGAACCCUGCAAGGUCUGUCUGUGACUCCCGACCGUUAUGAAAAAGCAAAAGAAACCAGCAUCCAGCACAGUCAGUGGGCUCCUCCAUGUGUGGAAGUCAUGGAAGCAAAUGUAAAGCUCCAACAGCAGCAAGUGGGAAAAGUUGAAGAGACGUAUGAGUGGUUUGGUGGCUUUCUUGUCGGACAAGCAUCGGCCGGUGUAUCGACUCCGAUGACUGGCGCACUUUUUGGAAGCAAAGCACCUUCAAGCCAAGGUUUUGGUUUUGGUUUUGGGGGUUCUUAUAAUGUGUUGUACAGUGCACCAUUCACAUGUAGUUCACAAGCAGGACUUGCUCAGCAGCUCAGCAGCCAAAAAAGCCAGUCUCAGUUCCAGUCUUCAGACCAAUCUGCUGAAAACGAGUCAUCGGCAGGUUUUUCUUUUGGGGGCCGAACUGCGAUCAAAUCCCCACCCUUUUUGUGGAGAACAGCGGCCGGCUCUGCAACGUCUGUGCCAAGACCCGGAGCUGUCCUCAGUCAGAUGCCGUGGAAAGGGGUGUCAGCAGGUGGCCAGAAUCUGUUGAAAUGGACAAAGAUCUUCGAGAUGCAGAUUUCAGACGGCUACUGGGAGCUGACCGCAGAGCUGGGCAGGUGCAUUGACGUCGACCUCGACGUCCUUGCCAAUGAGUUCCUCACAAGCAAAGGCAUCCGCUCUCUCGGUGUGAAAGCCCACGCUGACAUCCUGAGGCUGCUGGCGACUCUUGUGGUCCUGCAGCUGAUGAGGUUGGAGAAGCUGCCGGAAGGCCAGCUGCUGCGUACGCUGUUCGCUUUCGAGGAACCUCCGAUCAGAAGCAGGCCGGCCCGCUGGCAGAUCGUCAAGAAUGCGGUGGACUGGGUCCGCUGGGCCGACCGCCAGUACCCCUGCGUCUGCAGCCGGCUUGAGAUGGGUUCGACCUGGGAGUCCGUCACCCGCCAGCUCCUGGGCUACGAGGUCUUGCCCGCCUUGUCGCCUCUUGCUGGCCUGAACCUGAGGAGGAACACGUCCGCCGCAUGUCCCCCUGUGGUCGUCCAGUGAGGACACCCGGCAGCAUGGCAGGAAAGAAGGACGGGUCGCAACAUUAGGUACACAAGCUGAAGCGAUUCCACACGACAGUAUUUAUAUACUUUUUGGUAUUCAGUGUUCCCUGGUUUAUCGCGGGGGAUAGGUUCCCAAAAUAACCUGCAGUAAGUGAAAUCCGCAAAGUAGCCAACUUUAUUUUUUUUUCAAUGAUUCUACAUGUUUUAAGGCUGUAAAACACCUCACCAUACACUUGAUACACUUUUCUCAGACAGACAUGAACAUUUUCCUGCAUUUCUCUCUUGUUUAAACACUCUCAAAGUCCAAACCUUGGUUUGAAUUUUAAUGAUCAACCUACUAGGUUGGACACAAGAAAUUAUUAAUAGUGACUCACACGUAUUUCACUCUUCUGGUCGUGCCUCUUCAUCAUCCUGGCGCCGUUCUGCUCUACUGUAGCGUUUUUGUAUUAUUGUCAAAACAUAUUGUUCCUCUCGUCGUACUUUCCUCCUUCCUUCCUCCUUUCAUAAUAGCACCCUGCAGCCGCAACUGCUUCCUCUUCUGCCUUUUGGGUCCGACCGCAGGUACCUUUGACGGUGCAGAACAUUUUGGAAACAGCAAGUCGGCGAAAGGUGAACCGUGAUGUAGCGAGGGAACACUGCAGUACUGAAUCUCGUUGGGUCGGCGCUUCUCAGCUGAAAUUUUUGAAGUCACGUUUCUCACAAUGUUUUUUUCCAUGUCCUUCCCCUCCCGCUCAAGCUUGACAUAUAUAUAUAGAUAUAUAUAUAUAUAUAUAUAUAUAUAUAUAUAUAUAUAUAUAUGUGUGUGUGUGUAUAUAUACACUGCUCAAAAUAAUUAAAGGAACCUGGACCAGGGCAUCACUGCGGUACCUGGACGCAUGGACGAGAUUCCAGGAGACAGGUAGUUACUCCAGGAGAGCUGGACAGGGCCAUAGAAGGUCCUUCAACCCUCAGCAGGAUCGGUAUCUGCUCCUUUGUGCAAGGAGGAACAGGAUGAGCACUGCCAGAGCCCUACAAAAUGACCUCCAGCAGGCCACUGGUGUGAAUGUUUCUGACCACCAAUCAGAAACAGGCUCCAUGAGGGUGGCCUGAGGGCCCGACAUCCUGUAGUGGGCGCUGUGCUCACUGCCCAGCACCGUAAAGCUCGAUUGGCAUUUGCCAUAGACCAACAGAAUUGGCAACUACACCACUGGUGCCCUGUGCUCUUCACUGAUGAGAGCAAGUUCAACCUGAGCACAUGUGACAGACGUGAAAGGGUCUGGAGAUGCCGUGGAGAACGUUAUGCUGCCUGCAACAUCAUUCAGCAUGACCGCUUUGGUGGUGGGUCAGUGAUGGUCUGGGGAGGCAUAUCCCUGGAAGGACGCACAGACCUCUACAGGUUAGAUAACGGCACCCUGACUGCUAUUAGGUACCGGGAUGAAAUCCUUGGACCCAUUGUCAGAACCUACGCUGGUGCAGUGGGACCUGGGUUCCUCCUGGUCCACGACAAUGCCCGACCUCAUGUGGCUAGUGUAUGCAGGUAGUUCCUGGAGGAUGUCCAGGAGCUCAUUGAUGCCCUGGUCCAGAUCUGGGAGGAGAUCCCCCAGGACACCAUCCGUCGUCUCAUUAGGAGCAUGCCCCGACGCUGUCAGGCAUGCGUACAAGCACGUGGGGGCCACACAAACUACUGAGAAUCAUUUUGAGUUGCUACAAUGACAUUUUAGCAAAAUGGACCAGUGUGCUGCAUCAUUUUUUCACUUUCAUUUUUGGGGUGUCUUUGAUUUCCCCCUCUAUAGGGUGAUCAUUUUCAUUUCUAUCAAAUGAUGUGGCAUCAUUUUGUUACUAAUACAUCACCCACUUAUUAUCAGGAAAGAUAUUCAAGAUCAUUUUCCCCCAGUUUAGAUCUGAUGUGUUUUCCAAGCGUUCCUUUCAUUUUUUUAAGCAGUAUAUAAAGAUGCCCUUUAAUAACUAACACACGGGUGUCCAAAGUGCAGCCCGCUGCGGUUUUUAUUGGCCCACGCCACAUUAUAAAUGUCUAAUUUAACAAGAAAACUUUAAAAAAAACCCCACAACAACAACAAAAAUGGAAAAAGCAACAGUAAUUUUACAAGAAUAAAGUCAAAAUAUUAAGAGACAAAAGUUGGAGUAUAAUGAGAAAAGGUCAUAAUAUGAUGAGAAUAAAAUGACAUCAUUUUAGCAGCAAAAGGUUGCAAUAUUAAAGUCGUAAUAUUAUGAGAACCAAACAAAACAAUGAACUCAGUUGUAAUUUGUGGAAAAUUUGGUUGCAGAAAAAGAUGUAAUGUUGUAAUGUAAGAAGAAAGUCAAAAUAUGAGGGCAAUGACGUAAUUACAAGAAUAACAUUUACAAAAGGAAAGUUUAAAUCGUUAAAUUAGUUGAAAUUUAAAAAAAAAGUGAAGUUAAAAAACGACAACAGAAAUGUAAAAACAGCAGUAAUGUUUUCAGAAUAAAGUGAAAAUACUCAGAGAUGAAAGUUGCAAUUUUAUGACAAUAACUUGCAAUAUUAGGAGGAAAAAUGCCAUUUUAGUAGCAUAGAGUUGAAAUAUUAAAGAAAAAUGUUACUUUUUAAAAGUCAUGAUAUUAUGACAAACUAAAAAAGAAAAUAUAAAUUCAUUGUCAAAUUCAUGUCAGUCAUUUUUGGAAAAUUAGUUUGGGGAAAAAGUUAUAAUAUGGGAAUAAAGUCAAAAUAUGAGAAUGAAGUCAUAUUAUAAGAAGAAAAUGUAUGAAGAUUAUGAGGCAACAGCAGCAGGAAUGGGGGGGAAAAGAGCAAAGAGUGAAUUUGAUUGUAGUAAUUUGCUUUUUCACCGAUAUCACACCGCUGAGAUGCACUGUUUUCUUGAAAUGUAUCGAACUUCUUAGCAUAACUGCACAAAAUAGCAAAGCUGCAUCCUUUCAUUUUUCUCUGUGUGGCCCUUGUUGGAAAAAGUUAUUUGAAUGGGACGGUGACAGAUAGCCUGUAAUGCUAAAAUAUUUAGCUGGUUGAUAAUUGUACUACAAAUUAUCGUAGAGAAAUGAUAAUAUCGACUUUUUUUAGACCAUUUUUUUCGUAAAUGUUUUCAUUAAUCUUUUAUUAAGUGUCAUGUCACAUUUGAACCCCUAGAUGGUGCUCAAGUAUAGUGUACUUUAGUACGUGUAGUGCAUGCGCCUGUACAGACUCAACCUGUCUCUGUUAAGAAACAAAAACAAAACACUCCAAUAAAACCUAGACACACACACACACACACACACACAGUUAUGUAGUGUAUUGUCCAAUCAAUGUAGCGGAUCAUGUUUGUGCUGGACCACCGCUGAGUUGUGGCGCAAUAUGCAAUGUUGCUGAUAUGCCCUUCAACAUGUCUUCUUUUACGCAGUUUUAUUGCUGUUUGUGACAUGUGCGUGUACGUUCUUCCAGGCAAUUUGUACUGUCUGUCAAACAUUUCCCCAAAUGUUGGCUUUUCAACCGUAUUGAAAGGUUGCAUUUCUUUUGCAAUGUAGCGAGCGACACUGUGAUUUUGCGCUGUUUUGUUUAAUAUUUGCUCCGCCCGUCAAACGCCUCAGUAAGCAUCGACUGUCUGGACGAAAGCUGUACUGCGCAUCCACACUGGAACCGUGGCAUUUGGCUUAGAAACUAUCGCUCUUGUGCCUUUAUUCGUAUUUGCGUCUGCUUGCUCAACGCUAACUGCUAGUACUCGGUGUAGCCAUUCACUACACAGGCCCCGCCUCCAUGUACUGGGACAAAGACGCUGAGUAGCCGACAGGAGGUUCACUCUCUCCGUUCAUGCCACUAUAGAACCAAUGUGCACGCACACAUGCAGAGAGAGAGAGAGGAGCCUCUUUGUUAAAGAUUCUCUUACGAUAUCAAAUACCAACGUAUGUACAUACUCUAUUUUAUUAUCUGAAGGGGAUCAAUCAUCCAAACAUCCUGUGAUUAUCUGUUUAUUCUGGAGAAGUGGAAAAGUACUGUGAGUGGACUGAGAGAAAACGGUUGAGAUAAAGAAGCACCUGGUCUGCGAGGCAUGACCAAGGCUGUCAGGACAGGACAGCUCCAGGCAAUUCAAGGACAAAAAGCACAUUCCGCAGUCACGCGCUAAGCAGCCGCUUCCUCAACGGUCCACUCCCGGAACUACCUGUGACUAAUAUCGAAACUUAACUUACCACGUCCAUCUAUGUGUUACCAUGCCCAUCUAUGUCAAUAAAAAGAAGCAGGAGAGUGUGGCACGGAUUCUCUCUCCUUGCGCAAGAAAAUCUCAAGCCUUCCAGUCUGGGUCAUUUUGUUAAUUCACAGGUUGGGGGCAAGUUCCCCUGACACUCUUGUCAUCCAGCCUGUGUUGCACAGAGAGAUGAGGAAAUGGAACAAUAUGCACAUGUCAAUUUAUGGAGGCGUCCAAAUUAUUGACCUCGCUCUUUUCUAUUGUUCGAUUCAUCGUUUUAUCCAUUAUGGUGACAAGCCUAGCGAAGGAAAAGAAGGGCAAAAUGGGAGGGUUGACAGAAGGGAUGAGAAAGCGAUGAAGCGUUUCUUUCGUCAUGCAUUUACUGUGUAAUCAACUAGCGCUCACGAGAGGCUUGCCGCCGGAGCACACCUCCUCAACCCGGUGUGCGUGCACCGCCGUUGAAGCCUGCAUCCAGCCUUUGCCUUUAGCGGGGGGGUCUCAAACUCAGUUUACCCGGGGGCCACUGGAGGUAGUCUGGGUGAGGCUGGGCCUCAGCAAGUAUUGGGAGUAAGGCUCACGAUAACGAUCAUAUCUAUAACGAUAUCGCGUAUGCUGCAGGAAACACGUCCAACAUGUUAGCUCACUUAAAGCGGCAUCAUUCGGCAGUGAACGUUACAGCUACAAGAAAGAAUACCUUAGUUAGCUUAGUGCUAACACCGAUAACGUCGGCAUAUAAACAACCUCUAGCAAACAAAUCUGACCGGGCCAAAGCAGUAACACGUGGUAUUGGAGUUUGUAUAGCCACGAGAUUACGACCACGUUCAGUUGUUGAGAGCGCUGGCUUUAAGGACAGUCAUGGAACAAAUGAUUAGACCACCCUCGUUUCUCCAGUUUCAUUUUCAUUUUAAUGCCUGAUACAACUACAGGUACCUUUGUUUGGACAAAUAUAACAAUAACAACAAAAAAUAGCUCAUAACCGUUUGAUUUUUUGGCAGUACAAUGCUGUAGCUAUUCAUGUUAGCAAUUUGGUUAUUAUCAAGAAAAGCAUGGAAGUUGCUAGAUAUCAGCUCUUAAAUUAAACUCUUAUGAGUUAUAUUUGUUAUCAUCAUAUUUGUCCAAACAAAUGUACCUUUAGUUGUACCAGGCAUUACAAUGGAUCAAUAAACUGAGGAAACAAGGCUGGUCUAAUCAUUUUUUCCAUGACUGUACAUGAUUACAGUUCUUGUACCUCGCUACAAAAUACCAUCACGUCCUCACUUUAGCCAGAAAGUUAUACCAGCACUUUAUGAAAAAGCUAAUUAAUUGUCCAUAGGUAUGAAUGAGAGUGUGAAUGGUUGUCUGUCUAAAUGUGCCCUGCCAUUGGCUGGCGACCAGUCCAGGGUGUACCCCGCCUGUCGCCCCAAGUCAGCUGGGAUGGGCUCCAGCAUGCCCCAGCUACCCUAUUGAGGAUAAGCGGUAUAGAAAAUGGAUGGAUGGACAGAUGGUUGGACUUCACGUGCAACGGACAGAUUUAACUAACUGUCCAUUACAUUUCACUAAGUCUAAUGGGUCGCUUUUAUUUAUUUAAAAAAAUGUGUUUGCAUUUUUUAAAAUAAAAGCACUUUAAGACAUUUUUUCUGCCUUUUUUUGUGCCGAAAAUGACCCACUUCAAGAAACUGAACCGAACCAAAAUGACAUAUUAGUGUACCGUUCCACCCCUAGUAUUUACUUACCUGUUACAUGAUGUGCUGUCAUUUCGUGUGUGUGCGUUAGCACCACGAUUGUAGGCAGUGUUCUGUUUCGUGACCCCCAUUUCGCCAUGUGACUCUUAGUUCCGUGGUAGGUUAUGCUUUCACCCUGUGAGCAUCAUUGGCUUAACUUAGAGCUUGCGGGCCGCAUUUACAUUCUUUCUUACAUUCAAGAUUCAAGAGAGUUUUAUUGUCAUGUGCAUCGUAAAACAGCAGUUAUGCUAUGCAAUGAAAAUCUUAUUCUGUUCAUUCUCCCAAGAAAAGAAAAAAAACACAAAAAAUAAGAACAUAAGAAACAUAAAUACCAAUAAAUUAAGCAACAAAAACAGAAGACACAUUAAUUCAAAUAAAUAAUACAAAUAAAUAAAUAAAUAAAGUGCUAUGAGUGUGUGCGUGUGUUGCGUGCGGCGUGUGUGAGUGCUUCGUUGAGAAGCCUGAUGGCCUGUGGGUAAAAGCUGUUCGCCAGCCUUGUGGUCCUGGACUUCAAACUCCUGUAGCGUCUGCCUGACGGUAGGAGUGUGAAUAAUGAGUGCUGUGGAUGUGUGCUGUCCUUGAUGAGGUUGUGUGUUCUUCGUAGGACUCUAGUUUUAUAAAUGUCUUGCAGUGAGGGGAGGGCUGCCCCAACAAUGUUCUGUGAGGUCUUGAUCACCCGCUGGAGUGCCUUCCUAUCACGUGUUGUACAGUUACCGUACCAAACAGUGAUGGAGGCUGUAAGGACACUUUCCAUAGUGCAUCUGUAGAAGCAACUCAGGAUUGUGGUGGACAUGCCAAAUUUCCUCAGUCUUCUCAGGAAGUACAGUCUCCUUUGGGACUUCUUCAGAAUUUGUUGGGUGUUGUGAGACCAGGUGAGGUCCUCGCUGAUGUGUGUGCCAAGGAACUUGAAGGUUUUCACCCUCUCCACCUCAGUCUCAUCAAUAAACAGGGGUCUAUGCGGCUCCUUUUCCCUUGUUCUUGGGUCGAUGAUCAUCUCUUUAGUCUUAUCUGUAUUGAGAAGGAGAUUGUUAUCACGACACCAAGCUAUGAGGUCCAUCACCUCUCUUCUGUAUGAUGUUUCAACACCACCAGUGAUCAGGCCGAUGACUGUAGUGUCAUCCGCAAAUUUAAUGAUGCUUGUGUUGUUCUGGGAGGCCACGCAAUCGUAGGUGAAGAGCGUGUAGAGGAGUGGACUCAGCACACACCCCUGUGGGGUCCCAGUGCUCACAAUUCCUGAGCUGGAUGUGCGAUUGUGGACUCUGACUGACUGGGGCCUGCCUGUUAGAAAGUUAAACACCCAGUUACAGAGGGAGGGUGACAGGCCAAGUGUGAGGAGCUUAUUUGUGAGUUUGUGGGGGCUGACUGUGUUAAAAGCAGAGCUAUAGUCUAUAAAUAGCAUUCUGACAUAUGUGUCCUGGCCCUGUAGGUGAGAAAGGGCUGUGUGGAUGGCAGUGUUGACUGCAUCAUCCGUGGACCGGUUCUGGCGGUAUGCAAACUGUAGAGCAGGGGUCACCAACGUGGUGCCCGCGGGCACCAGGUAGCCCCCCACGGCCACAUGAGGUGCCCGCAAGCCUGCUUUUCAUUCAGGUUUUCAGUUAACAACGUGAGAACACUAGAGAGAAAAGUAUUCUGAAACAUAAAAUGUGAGUUGUGGAUACCAGCAUUUUGUGAAUGUUUUGGUAAAACAAGCAUAUUUGAUCUGUUUGGGUUGAAAUAAGGUAUGAAAAUCUUUUCUACAAAAAUGAGUAGCUCGUGGCCUUAUUCAUUUUCUAAAAGUAGCUCUCGCAAGAAAAAACGUUGGUGACCCCUGCUGUAGAGGGUCCACAGUUGCCGGGAUGCUCUUUUUGAUGUGGGUCAUGACUAUUCUUUCAAAGCACUUCAUAACAAUAGGAGUGAGUGCUAUAGGGCGAUAGUCAUUCAAGCAGGUCACGUUGCUCUUCUUGGGUACGGGCACUAUGGUGGUGGACUUAAAGCAGGUCGGUACAGAUGCUUGUGCUGCUUUUCGUGGGUUUGUUUUGUUUAGAACCCUGCGCACAUCAGCUGAUGUCACCAUGAGAGGUGAGUCCUGUGUGCUCCCCAGGUUCAGCCACCCUCUCUGCUCAUCAGGAGUUUGGGUGUCAAAGCGGGCAUAAAACUCAUUCAACUCAUCAGGAAGUGUGGUUUGGCUGGACGUGGCUACGCUACUCUGCUGUCGAUAGUCUGUGAUGUGCUGGAGCCCCACCCACAUGCGCCGAGGGUCUGAGGUGGAAUAGUAGCCCUCCAGCUUCUGUCUGUACUGUCUUUUGGCCUCCUGUAUGGACCUCCUCAGGUCAUAUCUGGCCUUGUUGUAUGUACUUUAUUUAUCCCACAGCGGGGAAAUUUACUUGUUACAGCAGCAAGACAAGUAAAGAGAACAGUGUAACAAAUCGGUAUCGCCGUUACCUGCCUAAUUUUACUCGAUAUCUGAUCGGAAACAAAAUCAGUGGUAUUGCACAUCAUUAGUUACUAUGUGAAAUCAAUGUGCCCACGAAGGAAGCUCUGCAAAUGCUUCAAAUGACCAAAAUACUAUAAGUAUGACAUGUUAUCAUGAAUCUGCCUCUUUCUACAGGCUCACAACAUGGAUAGAAAACCAUAAAACCUUGUUGGAGCUUUUUGGAGGUGUUUUAAUUGGCAGAAUAGGUGUGUCCCAUUACGUGCAUCCAUUACAUGCCUGGGGUUGUGGAUGAUGGGAAAAUUCCCAAAAAAGUGCACUUUUCCUUUAAGAAGACUGUCCGUUACCUCUUUGGUGUUAUCAGAUUUUGCAACUCCGGAAACAGUUUUCAAAAUCCUAAAAAUGAAAGUGAUUUUUGUGCUGAUGUGUUCUAAUUGCAUGCCAGUGUUUGUGGGGAAGACAUAAAUCUUUGCUACGUCUGCACAGGGAGUCCGGAUGACUUCCAUGCUCCUUUAGAUGAUUCGGCACACUUCAGAGAGGACAGGGCCCCCGAUUGACAGUGAUGUUCCCCACACAAAGGCGUGAAGUGGAGCGGCGUGAAGUGGAGCGGCGUGUCGCUGCGGUCUUGUGCUGCGUUUUUUACACAACAAAGUUAAUGACAAUUGGUCUCGUUUAAUCCCGUGGGACAAACGUUUAUUUACAACAGCGAUAAAACCCCUUCUUUGACAAUCCAGCCUUUUGUUGCUUUGAUCAAUGAAAUUGCGCCCAAUUGCAUUAGGCUUUUUGAACAAGAAUUUAAAAAAAACCCAAAAAAAACUCCAUUCCAGGGUCUCUGCGGGUUUCAACAAGUCAAAUUGAAGGCUUUUUUCACACUUUUUAAAAAAUAGCAUAAUGAAUACAAUUGAAGACCCGUUGCACAUCCAUAUUGGCAAAAAAAACCACAUGAAGGAAAGUGGAUACAUUGUGAGCGGGCUGCAGGGUCUCCAGUUCCACUUUGUAGUUAUGUUACAACGUGCUCAAAAAUUGCAUUUGUUCGAAAUAAAAGUCACAUGAAUACGUUUUAAGAUCUUUCAAAAUCUCAUUCAAGACAUUUUAUGAGAUCUUAUUUUUAGAUGGUGCUCAUGGGAUACAUUUCAGUAAGCGUUUUUAUGACCGUAAAGUCGUUCCUCGACACUGCACCAUGUGAGUUUUGUGGCUUCACUCGAUUACGGUUUUUGCUGUCUUGGUUGACAAUGUCCUUUCUUAGUAGAAAAAACAUUUGCAUAUUUAACUCAAGAUGUAUUUACAGAUGUAUUAACUUACCUACUGUAUGUCCUGUUCUACUGCUGAUUACUAAAGAACGUAAUCUAAUCCGGGACGGGAGUCUAAUGUUUCUUUUGGUAGGUUCCAUGUUUAUGUAGCCACAGAACACAAUAUUCCGUGUGCCUUAAAAGAUCAGUCAAAACAAAAAAUACAAAUAUAAGGCAUUCAGAGGACGCAUUCAAAGACAUAAUAUGUAGUAUUCUACACUGGUCACUAGGUGUCAGUAAUGUUACUGUAGUGACAGGUCUAUUGUGUGGUUCUGAGCUGAGUGUGGGCUAUGGAGGGCAGUGACGUUCGGCACAUUGGGUUAGGGGUAGAGCUAGCUUUUAGGAAAUAAGGCCGUAAAAGACGAGAACUAUUAAGUGUUGAAAUGUUGAUGCUGUGUUUUGAGCAUCUGCCCGUAAGAAAUAGUGCCCUGUGUCUAUUUCAAAAAGGCUGACUAAUUUACCACCAUCCUGACAUAGUGUCAUUCAGCUGCCAUUGCAUUGACGAGAGUAUGUUAUGUCUUGUAUAUGUCUAAUAUGUCUGUUAUGUGCGGCGGGCGCUGGACCCCGA